CCUACCGAGGCUCAGAGUAGACACAGUCCGCCUGGGAGGCUCUGCUGCCCGGCCGCAGCGUCAGGGCCAGACCGGUGAGAGACCAGAGGGAAAAAUCAUUCUCUCCUGCUGCUUUCACACAUCAAGGGGCUGAGCAACUGUGUGUAUGCUGUGUGAGUGUAUGUGUGUGUGUGUGGGUGUAUGUGUAUGUGUGUGUGUGUGUGUGUGUGUGUGUGUGUGAUUCCAAGAAAACACCCCACUGAGUUCCCCCUCAGAGCUCAGAGCACACUGCACAGGCGCAGAAGGCAGCUCAGUGCUGGAGAAGCUGAAAGGCACUAAGGCAGCCGAACCGACCGACGCACCGACACUUCCCAGCGGACCGCCGCCGCUGCAGCCUCCAGAGUACCGCCGGAAAACAGGCGUUUUCUGGAAACACGUGCGGCCGCUGUGGGAAGGGGAACACCCCGCUGUUUACAGACUGAAGCCUGAGCUGCGGUGCACAGGGAUGGAUUUAAGCAGAUGAUAGCUGACUGCAUGAGAGAUGCUGCAGGAGAAGGCUUCAGCUGUGACGGAUGAAUGUGUGAACCGGGUCCAGACCGGCGGGGAGACAGAUCUCCUUCCGGACCAGUCACGACUGGGCCUGUCCACAGCUCCCACCAUUCCCAGCUCCAGUGAGCCCGACCAGAACAUUGAGAACAUUAAGGUCGUUCUUCAUGAGAGGGAGCUGUGGAAGAAGUUCCAUGAGGCCGGCACAGAGAUGAUCAUUACUAAAGCAGGCAGGAGGAUGUUUCCAAGCUACAAGGUCAAAGUGACAGGGAUGAACCCCAAAACCAAGUACAUCCUACUAAUUGAUAUUGUUCCGGCUGAUGACCACCGCUACAAGUUCUGUGAUAACAAGUGGAUGGUGGCUGGCAAGGCCGAGCCAGCAAUGCCAGGGAGACUCUAUGUGCACCCUGAUUCCCCUGCCACUGGAGCUCACUGGAUGAGGCAGCUGGUAUCGUUUCAGAAGCUCAAGCUUACAAACAAUCAUCUGGACCCUUUUGGGCAUAUCAUCCUAAACUCUAUGCACAAGUACCAGCCCAGACUACACAUAGUCAAAGCAGAUGAAAAUAACGCGUUUGGAUCCAAGAACACAGCCUACUGCACUCAUGUCUUUCAUGAGACAGCCUUCAUCUCUGUAACCUCUUAUCAAAACCACAAGAUCACUCAGUUGAAGAUAGAGAACAAUCCAUUUGCCAAAGGAUUCAGAGGUAGUGAAGAAGGAGAUCUGCGUGUUUCAAGACUACAGGGGAAAGAAUAUCCAGUGAUUUCAAAGAACAUGGUUCGCCAGAGGCUCAUCUCCUCGCAUAGUCACCUAGCGGGGAAGCUCGGCGCAGGAGUUCUAACAGGGCACCCUCAAGUCCUGUCCUCUUAUCAGUAUGAGACUGGGGUUCCUUUGUCUAACUCAGACCUCCAAGAUCCUAUCUCGAACCACUUCCCUCAGAGCAGAGAUCCCAGCCUUCUGUACCACUGCUUCAAACACAGAGAUAAUGCCCGACACCUGGAGCUUGGAUGUAAGCGGCCAUAUCUAGAGACAUCAUCUGCGGUGUCAGAGGAGCAUUACUUUCGUUCACCUCCCUCUUACGAGUCGCCCCUUCUGUCUCAUCCAUACUGCACUGAGGCAAUCACCUCCAGAGAGGCUUGCAUGUAUGGUAGCAUGGAAACAGAGUCUGGAUCUGGGGCAGGGGACACAGAUGACCUGACCAACUCCCCUUCAAUAAAUUGCAACAUGUGGGCUACAAUGCAGCCCUACCCUCGCUAUAGCGUGGAGGGCGUACCAUACCAGCCCUUCACUGCUCACUUCACCAACGCUGCCACGGUCACCCCUGUGGUACCACACCCCACGUCAUCCAUGGUGUCACGGCCGCAGGCUGACCUGGGGGUCUACAACUCAUCUACAGUCCAGCGAGGUCUGCCUGUCAUACCUCCAUCAUCUUCCUCUUCAUCCUGCUCUCCAGCUGUUCCAGGAUCCAGAGAUAGGUCAGGCCAUCCACCUCUGUACCACAAGAAGCCAGGGUCACCACUGCGGCCUCACAGAGAUUUCUCAGCCUAUCCUGCACAAGGUACUAUAUCCAUCCGGGAUCCGUCCUAUCAGUACCAGGUGGGGCUGAGUAGUGCAGGGACUCACUGGACUGAUAGCUAAUGUGGACCACUGGAGAAACCAGCUUUGUCCAAUCUUCAAGUCUGAAAUUAAUCAAGGUUUCCUAGACCCCACUGUGGGCUGCCAACACCAAGCAAUGGUAAUGAAAUACAGCCAUGAUCAUUACCCAACUGCACUCCAAAGCCAUUUAAGUCCAUGAAUUCUCACUGAAGCACAAUUACAGACAACACUGUUUGUGAUGAACAGUGGUUGACCUCCUCUUUACUUAUGCAGAUGUGUAGCAUAUGUACUAUAAGCCUGUGAUUGGUUGGGUGGUUUUCACACAUUCAAAUGCAAAAUGCAGGUUUGAGCAGCACUUAAAGUAUAUCAGAGGGAGCUUCAAGCUCAAGGGUACAAGAAGUGUUAACACAAUAUAAAGUUUGACAGCUUAAUCGCUAAUAACUAUCUAAGUAGUCUUAGAUAGCUAAGUUGAAGUAAAAACAAGGAUAACUUUUGGGACAGUAACAUAGACAAGGGAAAAUUGAAGACUUUGCUCUUGAAAAUAAUGUGAGGCUCAUUCAGAUAUGUAGGAUGUGUACAUGAUGGCCAAGCAGGGAAAACCAAGCACUGACAGUUUUAGCAUUUUUUGCAGAGCUUCCCCUAAAUUGAGCACAUUUAAAAGAUAAAGCUGGUGUUAUUCUAUAUUUUUCAUAUUGUAAACAAAUCUCAUGAAAAGACCAAAACCAACAAUGUGUUUGUCUCUAAAUACUCCUCUACCUUGUCUGUGGCAUUUAGACUUGGUGUCAUUCAUCCCUACUGAAGACAUAAAUCUUUAAAAGCAAGUAUGAAAUAUAUAGUUUAAUUUGAAAAAAAGGCCCAGUAAUUUCCUUAAAUAGUGGGACACUGUAGUAUUUAGAAGACAUUACUCAAACAGGAGGAAACUGCAGUUUUUGGAGACUAUUUUCAGUGGCUAGUGUAUGUCACUGAGUGCAAAAAUGUUUUUAAUAGUUAUUGGACAACAAUGGAGCUCUAUGGCACAGAGGAAUUAGAUAUAUCAAGCUUUGAUACACAAACAGUGCUUGUUAGUAGGAUCAAUUUAUUGUUGGUUUAAUCUUUCCAUGGCAUCUGUUGCCAGAAAAAAAAAGAAUAUUGCCAACCUCUUCCUUUAAAACGUGUUCAACUGGGAAGAGUCGGGAUUGAUGCCCAAAGGUUUUCACGGAUUUGAAGUCAUGACAACCCAGAUGCCUCGAGUCCCACUUAUUUGCAUGUGCCAAAAUGAGAUUUCUUACAUCAUGAUCAAUAGGGUUAAAUUGCAUUUUGUUAAUAGAGAUUGAUCAUAUCAGAAUAUAGAGAAAUUUACAUUCUUGGCACAUAUAAACUAAGAAUUGUAUGUGCAGACAUUAAAUUUGCUAGCUAUGUAUGACAGUCUUUUCCCAUGAUGUACAUACAAAAAAUUAAAUCAAAUGAAAGGUAUGACACACAGCCACCCAUCAUGAGAGUUAACAGUGUAUAGUUCUUAUCCAAAUACUUUCUACAGGUCAUGCUUCAGACUGAGCCAUAGUACUGUGGUUGGUCGUCAAAGCUUGGCUCCAAACUCCAAACUCCAAACAAUAUUCUAGUGAAACGGGACAGUAAAGAACUCUCAGGCAGAACCAGAUGGGAGCUUAAAGAACUGUUGUUAAGCCAUGGUGAGUACCGGAAAAGAGAGCUGCACACAAAUCCCACUCCCAAAUGACUUACUUGGAAAAAAUCCUUGCAAGACUGCAAAUACAAAACAGCCUGAGUGGGCAAGGAAGCUGAAAGAAAAGGCUCUCAGUAGCAUUACUUACAGUAGAGUUUGAACUUGCAUUGACAAGGAAAGAUUAUUUGUAGGACAGGAUGAUGAUCCCUUAUGCAUUUGUGCAUUGUCCCUUAUUUCAUGUUGUUAAAUUCAGUAUAACAUUUUUUUGAAUAUAUUGACAUUUUUGCACACCUGACAAAUAAACAUUUUCAUGCCUCCAAAUGUUUGCUAUAUUUAAUCGAGGACCAACACUGCACAACUAUCCAACCUCUGGCUGUUUUAGAACUCUUUAGCUGGUUCAUUAUUGUCACAUCAAGUGUGAACUGUUCGAAAACCUCUCUAACAGUAAGAACAAGCAAUGUUUGUUGUUUUUACAGCCCAGCAUACCUAGGAAAUAUGUUCAUAUUAGACAAUUCCGCAUCUCAGGAUUUAUGUCCAUUGCCAGUGUACAGUGCCAGUGAAGGAGGUAGUGUGCCCUUUAAGUAGCUUGCAGGAAACUGAGUGUUUUAGUUUCCUAACUGUUUCCUAACCAUAGUUUAUUUGCUAUAACCAUAUUUCUGUCAAAUUAACCAUACUGUAGUUGUCAUUUGCACGUAUUGAAGUAAACAAGAAUGAAAAAAAACAACAACAAAAAACAUUGGCAUUUAAAACAAAAUAAAUGCAGUAUUGUCCAAUAUCAUCAUUCUUACUGUAUGUAGGAGAGAACGUCACUGCAUGCCAAGAUUUAGCAGAGUUUCUCCCUCACAAGAAAACGCAGUAUUUACCUCAUAGAACAAUACUAAAGAUUUUAUACCCAGUAAUACACCAUGCAAAAUACGAGAACACCACUUGAGUAACAAUAAGUAAAUGUUGAAAAAGAAAUCAAAACUCAAGGUAAAGCCAAUUUGUUGAAAGGAAUGUAGUGCGAGCAGGAUGAGUACAUCAGCAUACAGGGCACUGCUUUCUCUCACACAGAGCUCUCAUUAGAUCAUGAGUUAUGCUGAUGGCUAGGUCCUGGUUCAUGUCAGCACCUCUUUCUCUAUCUCUUUCUCAGCUGUUGAUGCAUUUCACAUGAAGGGAGGCUCUUCAUAGAGAGCGACCGCUCAAAUCAACAAAUCAUCAGCCAGCUAUCUUGAAAUGCUGAGCUUUUACUUGCCUGAUAAUAGCGAUCAGACAUUAAUUUAGCCGUCAAGAUACAGUUUCGGUCAGCAGUGUUACUCUAGCUUUGAGUGUUUUGGCAAAUUUUAGUACCUUAAACACAAAUCAUGUUCAAUCUUCAUUUUUUCCGACCACUUUCAAAUACAUGCUGUUCAGUUUUAGAUUUUUUUAGAUGUAUGGUGAUUACCUUUCCAGGUGGUCAUCGGUUUCCAUUCAUUUCAAUAUGGCAUAAAAUUCAGAUUGUACACUUUAAACUUUAAA
Molecule: messenger RNA, 5276 nt
Organism: Thunnus maccoyii (southern bluefin tuna)
Lineage: Eukaryota; Metazoa; Chordata; Actinopteri; Scombriformes; Scombridae
Gene: tbx4
Product: T-box transcription factor 4
Exons: 9
Coding region: 521-2161 (546 amino acids)
Biological process (GO): positive regulation of DNA-templated transcription; regulation of transcription by RNA polymerase II; cell fate specification
Cellular component (GO): nucleus
Molecular function (GO): DNA-binding transcription factor activity, RNA polymerase II-specific; RNA polymerase II cis-regulatory region sequence-specific DNA binding
Source: RefSeq, a predicted model, not a curated record